Chlorella variabilis is the source of this 2127-nucleotide messenger RNA. RefSeq lists its product as hypothetical. Gene Ontology annotation, molecular function: inositol-3-phosphate synthase activity. Gene Ontology annotation, cellular component: cytoplasm. NCBI's taxonomy places the organism in Eukaryota, Viridiplantae, Chlorophyta, Trebouxiophyceae, Chlorellales, Chlorellaceae. Gene Ontology annotation, biological process: inositol biosynthetic process; phospholipid biosynthetic process. The transcript is spliced from 10 exons. The coding region runs from base 53 to 1579 and encodes 508 amino acids. The record is from RefSeq and is a predicted model, not a curated record.
GCUUCCCCUGUCACCCCACGCCAUCAGAUCUCGUGCCUCUGCAAGCGAAGCCAUGCUGGUGGAGCAGUUCCGCGUGGACUCGCCCAAUGUGGUGUAUGGGCCCGAGUCGAUCACCUCCAACUACACCUAUGACCACACGGAGGUGGAGCGCACGGAGGAGGGCCAGUGGACGUUGAAACCAAAGAAAACGGAGUACACUUUUGAGACGAGCACGCGCGUGCCCAAGCUGGGGGUGAUGCUGGUGGGCUGGGGCGGCAACAACGGGACCACCGUGACUGGCGGCAUCCUGGCCAACAAGCACGGCAUCACCUGGAUGACCAAGGACGGCCUGCGCAAGCCCAACUACUUUGGCAGCCUGACCCACGCCGCCACCGUGCGGGUGGGCAACUACAAGGGGGAGGAGAUCCACGUGCCCUUCUCCUCCCUGCUGCCCAUGGUGCACCCCAACGACUUUGUGCUGGGAGGCUGGGACAUCUCGGGCAUGAACCUGGCUGACGCGAUGGAGCGCGCCCAGGUGCUGGACUUUGAGCUGCAGAAGCAGCUGGUGCCGCUGAUGAAGGACAUGGUGCCGCUGCCGGGCAUCUACGACCCCUCGUUCAUCGCCGCCAACCAGGCGGAGCGCGCCGACAACAUCAUCAAGGGCAGCAAGCGGGAGCAGAUGGAGACUGUGCGGCAGCAGAUCCGCCAGUUCAAGGCUGACCAGGGGGUGGACAAGGUGAUUGUGCUGUGGACCGCCAACACCGAGCGGUACAGCGAGGUGAUUGAGGGGCUGAACGACACCGCCGACAACCUGUUCAAGAGCAUCGACGCAAACGAGGCUGAGGUGUCCCCGUCCACACUGUAUGCUACGGCGUGCGUGCUGGAGGGCGUGCCCUUCAUCAACGGCUCCCCUCAGAACACCUUUGUGCCCGGCCUGAUCGACCUGGCGGUGGAGAAGGAUGUGCUCAUCGGCGGCGACGACUUCAAGAGCGGUCAGACCAAGAUGAAGAGCGUGCUGGUGGACUUUUUGGUGGGCGCGGGCAUCAAGCCCACCUCCAUCGUCUCCUACAACCACCUGGGCAACAACGACGGCAUGAACCUGUCGGCGCCCCAAACCUUCCGCUCCAAGGAGAUCUCCAAGUCCAACGUGGUGGACGACAUGGUGCAGUCCAACUCCAUGCUCUACGGUCCCGGCGAGCACCCCGACCACGUGGUUGUCAUCAAGUACGUUCCCUACGUGGCCGACUCCAAGCGCGCCAUGGACGAGUACACGUCCGAGAUCUUCAUGGGAGGGCGCAACACCAUCGUCAUGCACAACACUUGCGAGGACUCGCUGCUGGCUGCCCCCAUCGUCAUGGACCUCGUCAUCCUGGCGGAGCUGGUCACCCGCAUCCAGCUGAAGAAGGACGGAGAGGCGGCGCUGCGCGGCUUCCACCCCGUCGCCGUGCUGCUGUCCUACCUCACCAAGGCGCCGCUGGUGCCCGCGGGCACGCCCGUGGUCAACGCCCUGGCCAAGCAGCGCGCCAUGCUGGAGAACAUCUUCCGCGCGUGUGUGGGCCUGCCGCCCGAGAACAACAUGAUGCUGGAGUUCAAGGCGUGAGGCGGGGGCUGCCAUGCCGCGCCUCCCACCCACCAGCCACAGUUACUUGAGCGUGUCCGCCGUUGUAUGUGCCCGAACUGCCCCCGUGCCGUCGCCCCCUGGGCAGGCCCUGCAGAGCUGUCCCCCUGUCCUCCCUCUUUUCCUCUCCUAGGUUGCUGCCCUUGGGGGACGUCCCUGCCCCAGUUGCUUACUUGCUCCCCUUCCCGCCGAUUCUUUGCGCUGCGUGCGUCGGAGGCAGCUGGCACGCUAGCGCUGUGUGUCGGGGAUUCUACCUCCUCGCCAACCCACCGCUGCCCUGCCACCCGAUUCCUGCGCUCGCAAGCGCUGAUUGAGUUACCUCCAGGAUUCUACCUCCUCACCUGGUCGCCACCCACCCUGCUGCACCCUCAUCCCUCCCUACAGUGCCACAUGGAAGGGCCCGCACUCCAUUUCAUUCCAUCCGUACCCUUGCUCCCUGUCAAUCCUCCCACAGAACCCUCCCCCCAUCCCCACUACCGAAUGAACUUGACCACUCCCUCGCUGUGCUGUAAAGCGAGCAGCAGCGAAUG